Molecule: messenger RNA, 845 nt
Organism: Mangifera indica (mango)
Lineage: Eukaryota; Viridiplantae; Streptophyta; Magnoliopsida; Sapindales; Anacardiaceae
Product: protein COFACTOR ASSEMBLY OF COMPLEX C SUBUNIT B CCB3, chloroplastic
Exons: 3
Coding region: 173-778 (201 amino acids)
Cellular component (GO): chloroplast thylakoid membrane
Source: RefSeq, a predicted model, not a curated record
CAUCUCCUCUCCUCUCUUUGUUGCCAUCCCUAGUCAUAGGGGCUGUAAUGCUACUUUCCGAUUUUACAAGAUGACAUAAAAUUUCUCCGAACUUUAGGGACGAAUGAAUAUUUAUCUCUGAAUUUAUAUGGGAUAAGAUUUGGAAGGACAAAACUGAGGCAGACAGACUCCAAUGGCCACCUCUGUUUUUCUCGGUAGCAUGAUUCAUAGUAAAGGAUGUUGGUCACCCAUACCCAGCCAACACAAUUUCACUCUCUCUGAAAGGUUUGCAAGUUCUAUCAGAAGAAAUCCAAAUAGAGACCACAAAAUCUCGCUUUUUCGCACGUGCUGUUCCAUGGGAAGUGCAGGUUUCCUGAGCGUUGAACCUUCACCAUCCAAUGCUGUUAUUUCAAGAAACUCUCAUAAUGUUUUAGAGGUUGUGACAGACAUCUCAGGAGGCUGCUUAAAUAGUAUUGAGAAGUUGGCUUUGGCAGAUUUAGACCCGUCUACAGCAAAGCUGGCUAUCGGUAUUAUAGGUCCUGUCCUCUCGGCAUUUUCAUUUCUAUUUAUAUUGCGAGUAAUUAUGUCCUGGUACCCAAAGCUUCCUUUGGGGAAGUUUCCAUAUGUAUUAGUUUAUGCCCCUACUGAACCCUUUCUUGUCCCUACCCGAAAGUUGAUUCCACCCCUUGCAGGGGUGGACAUUACUCCUGUUGUUUGGGUUGGAUUGGUUAAUUUUCUUAGUGAAAUAUUGGUUGGACGACAAGGGCUUCUUGUUCUUGCCUCUCAACAAAUUAACUAAUAGCUAAUAUUUUUGUUGUGGUGUUCAUUUUUCGGAGGAGAGAUUGAAUUAUUUUUAUUUCAUUUCA